GUGACCAGCGCCAUGUCCAGCCAGGUGGUGGGCAUUGAGCCUCUCUACAUCAAGGCAGAGCCAGCCAGCCCCGACAGCCCAAAGGGUUCCUCGGAGACCGAAACCGAGCCCCCAGUGGCCCUGGCCCCUGGCCCAGCUCCCACCCGCUGCCUCCCAGGCCACAAGGAAGAGGAGGAUGGGGAGGGGGCUGGGCCUGGCGAGCAGGGUGGUGGGAAGCUGGUGCUCAGCUCCCUGCCCAAACGCCUCUGCCUGGUCUGUGGGGAUGUGGCCUCCGGCUACCACUAUGGCGUGGCGUCCUGUGAGGCCUGCAAAGCCUUCUUCAAGAGGACCAUCCAGGGGAGCAUCGAGUACAGCUGUCCGGCCUCCAACGAGUGCGAGAUCACCAAGCGGAGACGCAAGGCUUGCCAGGCCUGUCGCUUCACCAAGUGCCUGCGGGUGGGCAUGCUCAAGGAGGGAGUGCGUCUGGACCGUGUGCGGGGAGGGCGGCAGAAAUACAAGCGGCGGCCAGAGGUGGACCCACUGCCCUUCCCGGGCUCCUUCCCUGCGGGACCCCUGGCGGGAGCUGGAGGCCCUCGGAAAACCGCCCCAGUAAAUGCACUGGUGUCCCAUCUGCUGGUGGUUGAGCCUGAGAAGCUGUAUGCCAUGCCUGACCCAGCGGGCCCUGACGGACACCUCCCGGCCGUGGCUACCCUCUGUGACCUCUUUGACCGAGAGAUCGUGGUCACCAUCAGCUGGGCCAAGAGCAUCCCAGGCUUCUCGUCACUGUCCCUGUCUGACCAGAUGUCAGUGCUGCAGAGCGUAUGGAUGGAGGUCUUGGUGUUGGGCGUGGCCCAGCGCUCGCUGCCACUGCAGGAUGAGCUGGCCUUCGCCGAGGACCUGGUCCUGGAUGAAGAGGGAGCGCGAGCAGCGGGCUUGGGGGAGCUAGGGGCUGCCCUGCUGCAGCUGGUGAGGCGACUACAGGCCCUGAGGCUGGAACGUGAGGAGUAUGUCCUGCUGAAAGCCCUGGCCCUUGCCAAUUCAGACUCUGUGCACAUCGAGGAUGCCGAGGCCGUGGAGCAGCUGCGAGAAGCUCUACACGAGGCCCUGCUGGAGUACGAAGCAGGCCGGGCGGGCCCCGGAGGGGGUGCCGAGCGGCGGCGGGCAGGCAGGCUGCUGCUCACAUUACCACUCCUUCGCCAGACAGCGGGCAAAGUGCUGGCCCAUUUCUAUGGGGUGAAGCUGGAGGGCAAGGUGCCCAUGCACAAGCUCUUCUUGGAGAUGCUCGAGGCCAUGAUGGACUGAGGCAAGGGGUGGGCAUGGGUGGGGGUGCUGGCAGGACCCGCCCAGUAUGGGGUCAGCCCCAAGGGGGCAGAGCUGGGGUCUGGGCAGAGCCACAGCCUGCUGGCAGGGCCAGGGCAAUACCAUCAGCCCCUGGGAGCAGGCCCUGCGCCCUCCCCUCCCCCCUCCCAGGGGGUCUUCGAAGCUGGGAACGUGUGUGUCCAGGCUCUGGGCACAGUGCUGUCCCUUGCAAGCCAUAACGUGCCCCCAGAGUGUUAAGGGGGCCUUGCGGAAGCCAUAGGGGGCUGCAGGGGACGUAUGUGGGGGGGAGCAGAAGCCUGAUCUCAGGGAGGGAAGGGAGUGGAGGCCACAGUCUCCCAGUGGGUGAUGCUUUUGCUGCUGCUUAAUCCAACCCUCUCUCCAGAGCAGAGGGGUUUUUGGAGAGCAAAGGCCCCUGCCCCCUUCGCUCCUCUCCUCAUCAUUUGCAUUGGGCAUUACUGCCCCCCCUUG
Molecule: messenger RNA, 1767 nt
Organism: Puma concolor (puma)
Lineage: Eukaryota; Metazoa; Chordata; Mammalia; Carnivora; Felidae
Gene: ESRRA
Product: estrogen related receptor alpha
Biological process (GO): regulation of DNA-templated transcription
Cellular component (GO): nucleus
Molecular function (GO): sequence-specific DNA binding; zinc ion binding; steroid binding
Source: RefSeq, a predicted model, not a curated record